Empidonax traillii (willow flycatcher) is the source of this 2519-nucleotide messenger RNA. It is a transcript of the gene MYCT1, whose product is annotated as MYC target 1. The record is from RefSeq and is a predicted model, not a curated record. The coding region runs from base 114 to 704 and encodes 196 amino acids. The transcript has 2 exons. NCBI's taxonomy places the organism in Eukaryota, Metazoa, Chordata, Aves, Passeriformes, Tyrannidae. Gene Ontology annotation, cellular component: nucleoplasm.
CAACACUGUUCCGUGACAGCACAAAAGCUUUGCUUCUAGUGCAAAAUCUCAAACCUUCAGAAAACUAUUGCUCCUCUGUGGACAUACCAUUCUGUAUUUGCUAUUUGGAUGUUAUGGAUAGAAACAGUACAAACCCUCCAAAUGAUAACACAUUGCCAUCAAAAUUUUGGGAUGAGAUACUGAUAGCCUUCACAGUGUCCAUGGUGAUUGGACUUGUGAUUGGAGGGAUCAUCUGGGCAUUGUUCACUUGCUUGUCCCGUCGCAGAGCUAGUGCCCACAUUUCCCAGGGGAGCCCCUCAGCUUUCAGCCGUCGGUCCAGACCCUCCUCCCACGGCCACGCUACCGGCAGGACUGGAUUUUACCGCAAUAGCAGCUGUGAACGUCGGAGCAACCUCAGCCUGGCCAGCCUCACCUUCCAGCGUCAAGCCUCCUUGGAACAGGCCAACUCUUUCCCCAGGAAGUCGAGCUUCCGUGCGUCCACCUUCCACCCUUUUCUGCAGUGUCCUCCCCUCCCUGUGGAGACGAACAGUCAGCUGAUCACCCUCACUCCCACAAAUACCACCACAACGCUUGUGGGAAGCACCACCAACAGCUUGAGUCGACCUGAAUUCCACUGGUCCAACAAUAGCCUCCGCAUCUGCCACUCCACACAAACCCCACCUCCUGCCUAUGAAACCAUCAUAAAAGCUUUCCCAGAAUCCUGAGCUACGUCCUUGCUGCAAACACACGUGCAUUUUAGGAGGAACCUCAAUUAUGUCAAGAAUUUUUUUGUGCAUGAUGAAGAUCUCCGAGAAGUCUCCAGCUGCAGUUGCGGAGAGGAUACCCGCCAAGAGGCGGGUAGCAGUGAUUUCUUGGAGCACAACAUCCCACUGUCUGAGACCACUUGUCUUUGCACCGCUGGCUUUAAUUUACUGCUCUGCUGUAUGCUUUCAUAUUUAUAUUGUUGCAUCUUUAAUUGCAGACAUUGUCUCUUCAUUUUAGAGGGAAAAAUGCUGCUGCAUAAAAACUAGAUCAUUUUGUGGAGAAACAGAUAAUGUUAGGGAUUACUGAUAACACAUCAAUGCAAAUUUCACUGAUUUUUUUUUUUAAAGAAGUUCUAGUUUUACAUGUUUUCACAAAGAUGUUACGUUUUCAAAGAACACCUCUCAUUACCCACCUUCUUCCUGUAACCCCAGAAAAGCUUGUUUCUGAGAAACCUUAGAUCCUGGCUGUGGUUAUAGGCAUCCUGUUCUGCUGAUUUCAAGUGUUCAAGCCAUGUUAGGGCUGCUUCUAUAGAAUUCCCCACAGUGUGGGAAAAUACAGUGAAGUAUAUGAAGCUUCACACAGAAAGGAGUUUUGAACAACAUAUUAAAUGCAUGAUAACAAUUACAAAGAAUUUUCUGCCUGCAGCCAGUAGAAUAGGUAGUCACAUUUUAAUACCCAGUAAGGUUGUAUGGGCAGAACUGCUCGUGUUUCAUUUUUCUAGUUAUGGUUACCCAGAUAAGCAGCAUGAAUGACAACUAUUUUUUAAUUAAGUUUCCUGAUUUGCCAUGGGAUAACUCAUUUCCUUAUUUGAAAUUGUUUUUCUCAAAUUGUACCAAGGUUUAAUUAUUUCUGGCAAAUUAUUCACUAAAAUCUCGUCUUUCACUAAAGCAAGAUUUCAGACAUCUAUGGCUGAAGACUGGGAUUAUAUAAUAAAUUGGAAUAUGAAGAGAAAGAUGAAAUACUUAGUUGAGGCUUACAUAUAUUCUUGACUUUUAUAUGCGUAUCAUGUCAAGCUAACCCCUGGUUUAGUAGAGACUAAUUGCAUUGAUAUGACAGAAUAUUCAGGAUUUGAAAAUAGCACAGACAAAUGGGACCUGAAGUAAGUCUUAUUGCAUCAGUUUCCUGAUAAAUAUUUUAUGUUCAAAUAAAGGGUAAAGAAUUUCCGCAAGUAGAGGAACAGUCCUACUUGUCACUUACAAAUAAGCCAGUUGUUUCUAAAAGGCCUGGGCAACUACCAGCCACAGGACUCUGAUUCUGAGGGGGCUUUUGUAGAGAGUUCUCAUCUCUCUUCUGGGAGGGACAAAGAUUCAACAGCUUUUGAGAAUGGGCAAAAUGCUUAAAAUCUUACUUUCCAGGCUUUCGGAGGCUGGCAGCAUGCAUCCCUUUGCUGAGCUCAGCAUCCCUCAAGAAGCACUGGCAUUGAUUUCUGAAACACAAUAUUCCAGUCCAAUGUUGAACCAUUUGCAAAUAAUGCUAGAAACAUUGAGCUUACAAGCAAUAUUUGAUGUAAAAAAACAUUCCUCGUUGUAAAGGCAAAUUAUUUUGCACAUAUUUACUGACUGGCUUUCGUUGUUUUAUUUUUAGUGCGCAACAUUUUUCCUUCUGAAGAUAUAUGUGUCAUUGCUAGAGGAACAAUCAUUUACAGAGUUUACAGAGCAUUUCACUGCCGACACUGUGGGUUCUAGCACACCAAGGACUUACUGAUCAGACUGUAAAACUGCAUUUGGCUGAUCACAGGCUACAGACUUAAAAUAAUAGUCCUCUUAAGAAAAAAG